UACAGCUAUGAAACGUGAGAGUAAGAGAAACAGAAAGAGAAGGAGUAUCGAGAGAGAUUUAAAUUCGGCAACGUACGACGUUGUCACUUGCUCGCACGCUACUGACAAGGCUUGACAACAGUGUGUCAGAGGGUACGGGUAAACCUGUGCUAGCGCUAGCGAGCCAUUCGAUUGCGAGGUCAACCGAACCAGGAUGAUCUUCCAAGACCAUCUUCACGGGGGUCAGGGUAGCUGUGCUGGCCACUUACAUUUCACAAAACAAGCAAUGCAGGGCAACAUGACAUUUCAGCAGUCGCAGACAGUCACACUUAACAUAACUCAGCCAAGCCUUUCACAGAUAAAAAUAUUUUUGAAAACACAUCCACCAAAGCUGGCACCCAGUAUCAAGUGAGCUUAAAUAUUUAGUUAAUCGCGUGCUAAUCCCAGCAAGCAAGGUAAACGUCUCGGCCUCGGAUGCUCCUCUGAUCGCUGAUUCAUGCGCAUGCUAUUCAA
Molecule: messenger RNA, 492 nt
Organism: Nasonia vitripennis (jewel wasp)
Lineage: Eukaryota; Metazoa; Arthropoda; Insecta; Hymenoptera; Pteromalidae
Product: phosphoserine phosphatase-like
Exons: 2
Coding region: 194-391 (65 amino acids)
Source: RefSeq, a predicted model, not a curated record